AAUAUUUGGGCACAACCUGGAUAUUCAAGAUGGCGGCCUCCAUGUUCAAUUUGACAACAAGAUUAAAAAAUGGAGUGACUUUGAUAAAUGACCUGGAUUCAUCGCGAUUUCCAUUGCUUCUCUCCAGAAUCAUUGGCAAACUAACUGUUAAGGGCGAGAAGAUAUUUUCUGAAGAUGAGCAAGCGAAGUUGUGCAGUGCUUUUAAGGUUGACAACAACAACCUGCAAAGCAUAUUGGAUACUUCAGUAUUUAUCCUUGAACAGGCUGCAUAUCAUUCUGCAAAACCUGCUGUACUUACCCAACAGUUAAAAAACAUUCAACUUUUAGAUGACAAGGUAGAGAUGUUUGUUACUGUGUGGACAACGCAUGGAAAAUCUGUCACUGAGGAGCUAAAACAAAGAAGUCUCACACCAAAACAACUAGAGAGUGUGAAAUGGAAACUCAAUCUACAAAUGGCAGAGUCAUCGAAGAGUAAGUUGAAGACACCAAGUGCAGUGGUAGAACUGGGUCUCAAAGGAGGCAAGGAACCAGAGAACAUUUGUUUAGAGUUUACCCAUGAGGAAUUGUAUUCAUUUUAUGAUCAGCUUGAAAGAAUCAAAAGUCAGUUGGAUGCCUUGCGAUAGCAGAUUUCAUUGGAAACUGACAAUGACAUUUGAAUUGGACAGUUAGAUAACAUCGCUUUAUAUAUUUUUAUACGUAAUUGUAUUUAAACUCUUGAUAAUAAGUAAAUCAAUAUAAGCAUGACCUUGUGAGACUGGUAUGUAAUCAGCUACAAAUAAGAAAUAUACUAACAAUUUUGU
Messenger RNA from Dendronephthya gigantea, 800 nucleotides. Its product is annotated as COMM domain-containing protein 10-like. The transcript is spliced from 7 exons. NCBI's taxonomy places the organism in Eukaryota, Metazoa, Cnidaria, Anthozoa, Malacalcyonacea, Nephtheidae. The coding region runs from base 30 to 623 and encodes 197 amino acids. The record is from RefSeq and is a predicted model, not a curated record.